This is a messenger RNA of Protopterus annectens (West African lungfish), 1510 nucleotides long. It is a transcript of the gene CA7, whose product is annotated as carbonic anhydrase 7. The transcript has 7 exons. Gene Ontology annotation, molecular function: zinc ion binding; carbonate dehydratase activity. The record is from RefSeq and is a predicted model, not a curated record. Gene Ontology annotation, biological process: regulation of intracellular pH. NCBI's taxonomy places the organism in Eukaryota, Metazoa, Chordata, Ceratodontiformes, Protopteridae. Gene Ontology annotation, cellular component: cytoplasm. The coding region runs from base 294 to 1109 and encodes 271 amino acids.
AAUUGAAUCCUUCUAAGGAGGAGUUUCGAGGAAUCACACUCCACUCUUCCAAACAAUCAUCCUUUAUCCUUCACGUUCCCCUGCUGCUUUCCAGAGCUAAAUACUUCCACUUUAAGAAGCUGGCGUAGUGUCCUCACCUCAUAGACACCGAAGCUUUGAAGGACACACAGGCAGCAAGUUCAUCCGUGGAGAUACUGCAAGGCGAAAGGGAAGGAGUUUGCAGCAGGAGUGCAAGUGCCAUCAGUGGCUACUAGUGAGCUUGUUGCUGGGCAGCAGGCACUGCCAGUACAACCAUGAAUGGGCAUCAGCAGCAACAUCAGCACCACUGCUGGGGAUACGGGCUACAUAAUGGUCCCCCAGAAUGGCAUCAAUCAUAUCCCAUUGCUAAUGGAGACCGUCAGUCACCUAUUGACAUCAUCACUUCCCAGACCAUGUUUAAUCCUGACCUUAAGCCUCUGACUGUAUCAUAUGACUCUUGUAAGUCGCUGAAUAUCUGCAAUAAUGGGCACUCUGUUAUGGUUGAAUUUGAAGAUGUUGACAACAAGAUAGGGAUCAGUGGUGGACCUUUGGCAGUACCAUACCGCUUGAAGCAAUUCCAUUUUCACUGGGGAGUAAAGAACAGCCAUGGCUCAGAACAUACAGUUGAUGGCAAGUCUUUUCCCUCUGAGCUACACCUUGUACACUGGAACGCCUCCAGCUAUGAACGCUUUGAAGAUGCAGCAGCUGCUCCAGACGGGUUGGCAGUCAUUGGCAUUUUCUUGGAGGUUGGUGAUGGUCACCCGCAUCUGAGCAAGCUAACAGAUGCCUUGUACAUGGUGCGAUUUAAAGAAACAAAACAUCAGUUUUCAAACUUCAACCCUGCUAACUUACUCCCAUAUUCCUUGGAUUACUGGACAUAUCCUGGCUCACUGACCACACCUCCACUACAUGAAAGUGUCACAUGGAUAGUCUUCAAGGAAUCUAUCAAGGUUUCUGAAAAACAGUUGGAGAAAUUCCGAAGUCUUUUGUGUUCAUGUGAAGAUGAAGAUGAGAGGAUUCAUAUGGCUGACAACUUCCGCCCUCCUCAGCCACUUAAAGGGAGAAAAGUUCAGGCUUCCUUCAAAGUGUAAUAAAUGAAAAACUAAACAUCAUGUAUUAUAAAGACGUUUUUGUAACUUAUGAAAAUGCAUAAACACAGAACAGCAACUGUGUACAUCUGCCAAAAAUACAACAGCCUGUAAAGUCAAGAGUAUCUAUUCUUCACUGAAGUUUUCCUUGGAAAGAGUAAUGUGCUAAUGGUGUCUUAUUAUUCCGAGGAGAGUACAGCAUUAAAAGAACUAGAAGAAGGGUGCUACACCAUCGGUGGUACUUCAGAAAGUCGAUGUACAUACUGUACCUAUAAUUUUACCCAUAAUACUAAUUUUAGGAUAUCUAAUUAACAAAUAUUUUAAAAUAUUUUAAUAUCAAUUUUUUUUUACUUAGAUGUGUUCUUAAUCAAUAAAGAAUACCCCUCUGGCAGGGGUGAAUGACA